AUGCCUGGGCCCCGUCAGUCCGGGCCGGAGGGAGCCGCGGUCCCUUUAAGGAGGAGGAGGACGCCUAGCAGGCGAGGCUGGGCGGCUCUUGCCUUGCUGGUGCCUCCCUGGCCGGGGCCGGUUCGGCCGCCUCUUCGGGCUGAGAAGCAGCAGCAGCAGCAGCAGCCCCAGCCCGCCGCGGCCGCCCGGGCCAUGCUUUGGCUAGGCCCGCCGUGCGCUCUGCACGCCCUUUCCCCCGGGGCCCUGCCGCCUCUCCAGGCGGCGUGUCGGAGCCUUGCUCGGGGGGAGACCGCCCGCUGCAACCUCCCGGGGGCGCGGGCCCUCGUCGGGCUCCUCUGCGGCCACGGGGAGGCCACCCCGCAUGCCGACGCCAGCCGACGAGCCACCGGCGGAGAGAGUCGCAGCCUCGGAUCUCGGAAGGACACUGGUGGGUCCCCAGGAAAUGAUCAUACAGAUCCUAGCCAGAAGCCCAACAAAUCCCAGCAGCUGAAGAAAGUUUUCAAGGAAUAUGGAGGUGUUGCAGUAGCAUUCCAUGUUGGGAUUUCAUUGAUGUCUCUGGGAAUGUUUUAUCUGGCCGUGUCAAGUGGUGUGGACAUGACUGCCAUUCUCUUCAAGCUGGGAUUUGAUGAAGCUGUGGUGCAAUCCAAACUAGCUGCCGGAACAAGCACUUUUUUAUUGGCCUAUGCCAUCCACAAACUGUUUGCUCCAGUCAGAAUCAGCAUCACCUUAAUCUCCGUGCCAUUACUUGUUCGCUAUUUCCGGAAGAUAGGUUUCUUCAAACCUCCAUCUCCGAACCCCUGAUUAAAGUCUCCAGAGAGAAAGAGGAAAAAAGAA
Pogona vitticeps (central bearded dragon) is the source of this 834-nucleotide messenger RNA. NCBI's taxonomy places the organism in Eukaryota, Metazoa, Chordata, Lepidosauria, Squamata, Agamidae. The record is from RefSeq and is a predicted model, not a curated record.